UUCCCUCAUCCUGUGACUGAGCAGGUGGUCUCCCUGGCACACAGGUCCCUGCACAAAAGGAAAGAUGCUGCCCAUGCUGCCCAUGUUAAUACAUUUCUGCUGGGAACAAGCUCAGAGCAGCCACUGCCUGUGUCAGAAGGCAAAUGGGACCAAUCAACUUGUGAGCUGCUGAGUGACACUGAGAGUCCUGCCUCUGAAACUUUUGUUAUUUUUUUCCCCUCAGCCUACUUCAAUUGUUUCCACAGCUUGGUCACAGACUCGGAAAAGUUGCCAGAGAUCGGCAGGCACAUCCCACAGCCCGGAGCAAGCUCCUCUGUGCUUCACCAAGUCACACCAGGGGUGGGUGACAGCGCCAUGGAGGAUUAACAAGCAAGCUCUGCAAAGGCUGUCUAAAACAAAGAGAAGAUAUUAGGCACUUUGCACUGUUCCUGACCACUGCUCUUCUUUCCUGCACUCCUAAAACCUCUGAUUUGUGCCCUCUGCUUUCCUGUUGCCAUGGAGAAGGUGCAACACAUGACCCGCUCCGCUCUGAGGAGAGCCUCAACUAUUGAGGUCAACCCACAAGCACGCCAAAGGCUCCAGGAGCUCUUUGUGAAUUUCUGCCUGAUUCUAAUUUGCCUCUUGCUGAUCUGUAUCAUAGUGAUGCUUCUCUGAAGUUCCAGCACGUCUCUGCCCUGUCCUCUAGGAAAGUCACCCCAGGGGGAAGAGAGACCUACAUGUGCCAACUCCCAGUGCAAGGAUCCUCAUGUGACAGGGGCUAGCACUUGGACUAGAGAGUGUGCCAACCAGUGCUCUGCUAUCUUACUGCCUGCUCGUGUAUUAAAAACACAUUUUCUGUGCAGAACAGUGUUUAGAGCCUGUAGUUACCAAGUUGUGCGUGACUCAAUUUGUCCGUCUCAACCAAGAGAUGUCUCUCCUACAUGGGUUAAAGUCUCAGUAAAUCAGAUUAUCUGCUCAAUCAGUAACAGCCAGCAGCUGGUAAUUCAAAGUUUUAGUCAGCUAAACACCAUAAUCACUUUCUGGGGGCCUAAGUCUUUUUAGGUUUCUCUGAAAAUCCUUAAGCCCUUGGAAGGGUUCCAAAGAAGAGCUUACAGGUACACAGCCCUCAACACAUCCUGGGAAAAUUUAUGCUCUGCUCAGUUCAAAGUGCUGCAUCUCUGCAUUAUCAGCUAAAGGCAAUCAAAUUGCUUUAGUGGUUUAUAAAGGAAUAUGAGAACGAACCAAAAAUCUCUUCUAACUCAGAAAGAAAAAAACUAGUUCAUAUGUUUUUCUCUCUAUUUAAGGGAUCUUAUAUAUGUGACAUCUGGCAAGAUUUUUCAUUAUGUUUUGCAGAAAAAAAUUGACACUGCCAUAACUGAAAUAAAAAAUAUUGUUUUCCAUAGUAAUUUGAUUGACAUGACAACUGGCACAACUUGGAUUCUCAGAGUUCUUAACAUUUGCCUUCAGACAACUUAAUUAGGGACUGUUCUUAUUUAUGUACUAAUUUCCUUAGUUUAAAACUACAAAAAACUUGGAACUUACCAAUGUCACAUGAGGUGCCUUACACCUGAUGUGGCAAAGUGAAAAGUCUAGGCCAUCAUUACUGUUGUGACUGAAGUGUAUGCAUACAAAUACAAGUAACAUCCCCAUCUUCAACUGCAAAUUCCUGCUAGAGAACAUGAAAGUGCUUUCCUAAAAUAAAUGACAAAUUAAAAAGCUCAUUGUAAACAAUUAUGCACAGGAAGGAAAAGCAUUGCAGAAAUAUCUUUUCAACAUGUAAACCAUGGGCUAUACACAUAAAAGAUGACACUUCUGCUCCAGAAAUUGUGAGCAACAAGACUGAGUAGAAGACUUCCAACCCUAAUUACCCUAUUACAUGUUGCUGGUAUUAAGCAAAAUCCCCAGAAAUUUGAUACACUUUUCAAAUUUAAAGAAAGCUUAAGAAUCAACAGAGGUCAGACAGACAUCUAUUUUUUAAAGAGAUACUCUUCUAUUCCAUUCUAUGUAAACAUUCUUAUUAAUGAAUACAGAAAAAUCAAAAUAAGUUUGUCUUGUAUUCUGCCUUUAAGACUUAAUAUUUCAUUAGUAGAAGUUGAUAAUAAACAGCUGAGCAGGAAGGGAAGAAAUCUUUGAAAAAACUCUGUAUUCAAUGGAAUGCAAGCAAAUCCAGUGGUGAAUUUCCUAUUUGGUGAGUAGGUAUGUUGAGACCAGACUCUGAAGUAAGGUUACCCACAGGAAGAAAAAUUAGGAUAGCUGCUUGUAUGAGGAUUAGGGUGAGCACUGGUGAGACUGGCAACACAUCCCCACACUUGCAAGUUAGAAUUAUGAGCAUCACUGAUUUGAACUGUCAGUGUAAAUCUCAAUGUGCAUUUCAUGCAUUCUGACCACUCUCACAAAUGCAUGAGAUUUCAGCAAGCAUACUUCCCCCUUUAAUCCUUCUUGCUUUUCUUCUCUUUUCGAAUCUGUAUUUUUGUGAUGGAUAGAGUUUCUAGCUUUAGUUUGCUUUGGAAUGUGUUUCAAGAGACUUCAACUGGAAAUAGACAGUUUUACAGUACUGAAAACCUGCUGAAGAAAGAAGUGUUAAGAGUAAAGCAUCAGCACUGCAUUCUGAGGACAUGCUUGGGUUAGAGGUUUCAUAAGCCAAUAAUUUAAAGGAGUCAGAGUAAAGCAUUGCUAAAAAAUGUAGCCCAAUAAAAACAAACCCUCCAAUUUCCUUUUAUGUACCUGAAAAUCCAUAACUUAUUUUAAAACAAUAACCAAACAAGAACAAAACCAAGUUAUCAAUAAACAGGAAGCUGUACUGCUAUUUUACAGCAAUGUGCAUAUAUUGCAUAUAUUGUAUGGUUCAUAGGUGUCUUAGACUUCUGUUGAUCAAAAAAUUUGUUACUAUCCUCUAUAUCACCAACUAUCAACCGAACCCAGAAAUUUCAAAAAACCUCAUUUGUACAUAAUACAAUCUUCUUUGUAGACUUAUCAAGUUUUGAAAAUAAUAGCUACAGUAUUUGUAUUUAAUAAAAGGACUGCUUGAAAAAUAUUAAUGCAUAAAAUAUAACCAAUUGUUUAGAAAGAAGCAUCCAUUCUAUUACUUACUCAUUUAAGUUAUGUGAAAAGAAACUAGUCAUCACACAGCUUUCUAAUUCUCUAAAUCUCUAUUUACUCUGCUUUGGUUUUCAGGAGUAAUCUUGACUAUUUUGCAAUGUGCAGGUCACUUACAUGUAGCUAGAGCUUGUAACUAUUCCUAAAUAAUUUUCUGUGAAUGUAAUCAAAAAGUUUAGCACUUUUAUGUGUCAUAAUAAAAAUAGCAAACAUGUACAGCACAUAACUUGGAUUAUGUUUUUAGUUCUCUGCUCCACUCCACCCAAGCCUAAAUCUUUUUCCUAAGGUCAUCUUACAUACCAGUAGUGAAUAAAGACAGCUAAACAGGCAACAAUUUGGUAUUAAUCUUCCUCCAAAAAAAAAAAUUACCAACUUCCAUGACAAUUUUAUACUGGGAAGGAGCUGAAUCAGGAAUUGGUUCAGUUGGUUUUAAAGAUGUAUUUCCUCAGCCAGCUCCUCAGCAAAAAAUGAUACAAUGAUUGAUUUAAUAAUUGAAUAGGUGAUAUUAUUCUCUAUGUGAAAACAUGACCCAUUUAAAAAUUGAAACUUUGCUCUGACCAAGACUAGUCAGAAGGUGUUUUAGAAGGCAUCAGAUACUUGCAUUUCUUUAAUAACUGUUCUACAUCAAUUUAGAAACAACUUCCCUUCCUGUAAGAACUGAAUCACUCAUUGGACAGACAAGAGUAAAACAGCCUUAAACAAAAUUAUUCACACGACAUGCACAAAAUGCUUGUCACCCCUCUGCACAAAAAUUUUUAUGGAAGUUUUGCUACAAUUACACCAAUGGCCAAUGGUAUAACUAGGCCAGUGGUAUCCUGGCAUGCAUUAGGAAGAGGAUUCCCAGCAGGCCAAGGGAAAUGAUCCUGCCCCUCUACUCCACCCUAGUGAGGUUGGAGUGCCAUGCCCAGUUCUGGGCUCCUCAGUACAACAGAGACAUGGAGCUCCUGCAGCAGGUCCAGCAGAGGAUGGCAAAGAUCAUUAAGGCACUGGAGGAGUACUUCUGUUAAGAGCAAAGCCUGAGGGAGCUGGGCCUGUUCAGCCUCCAGAAGUGACUGAGGUAGGGGACCUUAUCAAUGUCUGUCUGAAGGGGGUGCCAAGAGGAUGGAGCCAGGCUCUGCUGGGUGCUGCCAACCAGCAGGACAGGAGGCAAUGGACAGAAACUGAUGGACAGAAAGUUCCAUGUGAAUGUGAGGAAGAACUUUAGCGCAGGAGACUGUGCACUGGAACAGGUUGCCCAGAGAGGCUGCGGAGUCUCCCUCAUGGGAGUUUUUCAGACACCCCCUGGACACAAUCCUGUGCCAUGUGCUCUAGGAUGAUCCUGCUUGAGCAGGAAGAUGGUAGUCCCCUCCAACCUUAUCCAUUCUGGGAUACAGACAGAACAAUAAUCAUAAAAAAUGGUCACACUUUUUUAUGUAUCCUGAAACAUACUUUACUUAUAUCCUCUCUGCCAAAAUUAGAACGGAGUAAUUGAAUACAUUCAUUUAGAGAGUGUUCCCAUUUAUAUUUGGAAGCAUAUAAACACUCUAUAGAUUACAGACCAGAUACCUGUAUUUGUAUGGCUAUUAAUGAAUAGUGCCUAGGAGAAUACAAUUGGAAAUUUUUGGUGUGAAAUCCUGCAAGAUCCAGAGAUGUGUUAUUUAACAACAAAUGUAAUCCUUUUAGCUUUGACCUCCAUGAUAAAAAGUGGGGGAAAAAAAGAAGAAAUUAACAAACCAAAACCCAGAACAUAUUUAUAAGGAUUCUUUUAAGAACUAAUGCUACCCUCAAUAAGAACCCUGGUAAUUUAAAUUAAUUAACACAGGCCCUAUAUUUACUGUAGUAAUAUUUAAUUGAUUGCUUUAUAAGCUUUUUCUUUCUUUAAAGGCAAUAUUAUGCCAGAAGUUACACCUUUGUAUAAGAUGUAAAACUAUAAAAUACUGCCCUCUUGUGAUCUUCCCUAAAAAUGUAGCUGAUUAUUAAAAGCAAGUUUUGGCAACUGUUGGCAGUAUUAGGGUUAAGUGGGUUUAUAUAUUCCUUUUACUCAUGUA
Messenger RNA from Zonotrichia albicollis (white-throated sparrow), 5102 nucleotides. It is a transcript of the gene PLN, whose product is annotated as phospholamban. NCBI's taxonomy places the organism in Eukaryota, Metazoa, Chordata, Aves, Passeriformes, Passerellidae. Gene Ontology annotation, cellular component: sarcoplasmic reticulum; membrane. Gene Ontology annotation, biological process: negative regulation of ATPase-coupled calcium transmembrane transporter activity; negative regulation of heart rate; negative regulation of calcium ion import into sarcoplasmic reticulum. The record is from RefSeq and is a predicted model, not a curated record. Gene Ontology annotation, molecular function: ATPase inhibitor activity.